AUGGUAUCUCCACGCGCCGAUCAAGAGUCUCUCAAGAUUAUUCUCACGAAGCUCAAUCGCCUCGAACUUCGUUUCAAUGAGAUCAAUAGCAGGCUAAGUGCCAUUGAAUAUUCCGUGGUAUCAGAUGCCAUCACUAGCUCUCCAACCAGCCAGUCCUUGGAAAACGGCAUAUGUACCUCAUGUGAUAUUCCUCGGCCAUUAUUUCAAAAAGACAGUUCACCAAGGCAUCGCGCUGCUUCGACAUACAGAGUAUCAGUCGAUAAACUUCGCCGCCGCUUCGAAAUUGAUAACUGCUCCGAAUUGGAUCCUAGAAUCCUUGAGGAAGAAAAAGCCAACUCUCCUGACAAUGAUGUGGAGGGAAUAAUCAACGAGGAUCACGAUAAUCGCUCUUCAUCGGCUGACCCUUCACGUUCGGUAUCCCGGCUUUCCCUUACUCCUUGUGAAACGGGGCCGAAUCGCGAUGUCCGCGAUAUUCCAUCUCUGCGAUAUGAAGACUUGAUGAUUCGCACGGAGGAAAUAUCGGACUCAGAGCCAAGUAGCUUAAGCAAUAGAAGCUCAGCAACGGGAUCAUUCUCGGAAACCCACCAACCACCCAGUACGGCUCGGACAUCAUUCACCCAUCGAUCAUGGGCUGGUAGCAGGCGAAGCUCAACCACCGACGCUUUCAGCAAAAUGAGGGGGUCCCUUCGACGUGCAGGUUCCCUGAGAUACGGGGAAGGCCCCCCGGCGGCGAGAAACGGAGGUGCUCUUGUAGGGAUGACACAAGACAUGCCUGUUGCUGCAAAGACAUCCUACAUGAGCGCUGAGGAACAAGAAGACGUGCUGCGUGUGUAUCAGAAAGCACAGAAGAGUGCUAAAGCAUGCGUCGCUUUUGGCAAAAGGCUCAUGUACAGAAUAGGCAAACGCAUGGUUAAUCUGUCAGCAAUUGAAAAAGCUUGA
Colletotrichum orchidophilum is the source of this 939-nucleotide messenger RNA. RefSeq lists its product as uncharacterized. NCBI's taxonomy places the organism in Eukaryota, Fungi, Ascomycota, Sordariomycetes, Glomerellales, Glomerellaceae. The transcript has a single exon. The record is from RefSeq and is a predicted model, not a curated record. The coding region runs from base 1 to 939 and encodes 312 amino acids.